Molecule: messenger RNA, 1815 nt
Organism: Cotesia glomerata
Lineage: Eukaryota; Metazoa; Arthropoda; Insecta; Hymenoptera; Braconidae
Exons: 4
Coding region: 822-1547 (241 amino acids)
Source: RefSeq, a predicted model, not a curated record
AAUUUGAAAAAAACCAUCAUGAAGACGCAAGAUACUUGGAAUGAAUUAUUACUAUUAAUGAUAAUGAAUAAUAAAAAUUAACAUAACAAAAAAGAAAAAAACAAAAAAACUAAAAAAUAAGAAAAAUGAAAAAAAAAAAAAUACUAGUAGUAGUAGUUGAUGAAACUGGCGUAAGCGUGUUGUUUCUAGACACCACAAUUAAUUACAUUACUACCUUAUAUUCAUUGACACCCAGAAAAUCCAAUAUAUUACUUGUCAUGUUAGGUGAUAAGAUGGUAAAUCCUUAUUACAAUUUAUUGCUAUUAUUAUCUUCUAAUAUACUUAUUCGAUACCAAUUAAUAAAAUUGGAAAUAUGUGGCGGCGUGGAGGCUAACGUGAGCCAAGGAGCGGUCAUGUGAAAAAAAAAUAAUGCAAAAAAAAAACAAAAAAAUUAAAUUGACUGUUUUGAUUAUUUAGUAGAGCAUUAUCGAUUGAUCGAUAAAUGUACUACUUUAUUACCUUUCCUAAUUAUUUUUUUAAUGUUUUAUCUAACUAUUAAAUCUUAAAUUUAUUAUGCUGUCUAUUUUAAUUUGCAUUAAUUAUUAAUUAUUAAUAGUAGUAUAUAGUAAUAUUAUUUGGAAUAUAAUUUAAUUGUUGGCUGGCAUAAUUAAGCAUAUGGGCCAGAAUUGUUGCAAUAAAUCGUGUCAUUCAUAAAAAAUAUUUAUUAACUCCAUUUUUAUAAAACCAGUCAUUUUUAUUUUUAAGUAUUUUCUUUUUUUAAUUUCAUUUCAUAAAUUUUCAAUAUUUUGACAGUCUCGGGUGUAGCACAUUUUAGCAUAAUUAUGCAAUUUUUACGAUACGCUUGCGUCGAAUUAGCGGCGCGUAAAUAUUUACAAACAAAAAUGGCAACUGUGAGGUUAUCAUCAAGUUAUUUAUCUUGUUUAAAGUGGAAUAAACAAUUAAAUAAGAUUAACUCAAUUUGUAGAAUACAAUUAUUGUCUUCAUACUCCAAUAACAAUAAAUUAAAUAAUAUACAACCAAGAUUUCUGAGACGAGAACUGUCAAAUAAAUUUUUAUUGCCUCAUAACCUCGAUUGGUGGGUGACUAAACGGUGGAAAUCUAAAAAACAAAAACUAUCAAGUCAAAAUCAAGAUGACAGCGACGAUGAAAAGGACGAAGUUGAUGAUGAAUUAGAAUCCAUAGUAUCUGGUAAUAAAAAUAAUAAAGUAAUAACAGCUCAUGUAAGUUCAAUGAGGAUUGAUGCUGUUUUUAAGGCUGGAAUGGGUAUUGCUCGAAAUAAAGCCGAAACUGCAUUGUAUGAAAGUAGAUUACGUGUCAAUGGUAAGAAAGUACUCAAAAAAGGAUUACAGAUUGGACUUGAGGACGAAAUAGAUUAUAUUCAGGGUCCAAGUCCGAAAAACCCCAAUUUUUUAGUUGUUACUCGUUUAACUGUAUUAGAUGCCAGUGAUCAUCCAGAAGGAUAUAAACUUAAAUUAUUGCGUGAAAAAUCACUGACGAUUGAAAAUUAUGAUGAUUCUUGGAAACCUUCCGAGGAUUCUAAUUCAUAACAAUUGUACAAAUAUAUACAAUUAUAAUACUAUUGUUCAAUGGACAUUUUAGUUCUGGCUUGGUUCAACAUCGUAAUAGACUGUAAAUAAAUAAUAUAAAUUUAUUAUCAAUAUACAUUAAAUAAAAAAUCGUGAUCAAAGCAUUUACUUACUUGGUAAACGAUGGAUACACCUUUACUCGCUAAAUCUAACAUUUUACUCGUUAUUUCUUCGUAAUUUAGAUUUUGUAGUAGUUUCUGAAAAGAAAUAUAAUUUAUUUAUCAAAUUA